Drosophila hydei is the source of this 3264-nucleotide messenger RNA. RefSeq lists its product as uncharacterized. Lineage: Eukaryota; Metazoa; Arthropoda; Insecta; Diptera; Drosophilidae. The record is from RefSeq and is a predicted model, not a curated record. The transcript is spliced from 3 exons. Bases 2053 to 3189 code for a protein of 378 amino acids.
UGCUUCUAGUUAAUAUUGUCAGUCGGCGGAAUUGAAAGCAUUUGGCAGGCGGGACUAUUAAAUAAUGAAUGCUUACAAGCAUAAUCAUCCAAGAUGAUAGAUAACGUUAACGACGAUUGUCAAUUUAUCAUUAUCAACUAUUUGAACUAUUCUUCACAAUUUUGGCUAUGGGUGGCCUCAAAGGACUUCGCUCCCAGAUUACAUAGAAAUGUAAGCUAUAUUUUACAACGCAAAACAAGCCAUGCUCUAGAUUAUUACCACUGGUUUGGAGAGUAUGUGCAUAAUCCAACAGAGCUGGAGGAUGACUUUCUAAGAACUAUUAGUUCAACGGUAGAACACUUGGAUCUAAAAUCUGUUAACCUGAAAAACUUGGAAUGCUUAAUGAAGCACAGUUUUCCAUGCAUUCGGUCGCUGCAUUACAGGCCGGAUAAAGUGGAUGGCACCGAACACGAUGAAGCUCUAGAACUGUUAGUAAAACUUUUUCCAGGACUCACAUCAUUUAAGCCGUUUGGGCCAGUUGAUGGUGGAGUAAUUGAAAAGUUGAAAAACUUGCGGAAACUGGACUUAAGUAGAAGUAGUUUAUUUAAUACGCGCUUAUCACUGCGUACUUUCCAGGAACUGGAACACCUAGUAAUUAGCUUGUAUUUUUUUAAAGGCAUUUCCAUUGAGACUAUAUUAAAUUUGCCCAAGCUUCGUUCGUUUAGUUUUUCAACUGAAAGCACACAAAAUAAAAGCAUUUUAAGCGAGAUUAUAGAGCAACGAGGGCUGGACAUACGUGAACUAAGCUUUAGAUUUAUCGACUGGAGCCAAUCACUGGAUAAACUGAAGCAGCUCAAGAACUUGCGCCAGUUGAUGUUAAUGGAGGAUUCCUUCAAGAAGGCGCACUUUCAAGCCUGGAUUAGUAAUCUGCCAGAAUUAGAGCAAUUAAACAUGGUUGGAGGCCAGUUUUGGUACUAUGAAAGAGACCUCUGGAAAGCAGUCGCCAGCUGCAGCUCGCUCAAAAUUUUAAAUUUCUCAGACACGCUGAUUGAUGAUGAGUUCUAUGACUCAAGCAGACAUCACAUGGAAGAAGCAUUGAACAAUCGCUCACAGCCUCUUCUGCUACAUUGCUACAAUACAGGCGAAUACGAUCGUGACACUGCCGAGUGUCAGCAACUGAUCAAUCAAAAUUUCAAGCAUUUGAAUUUGAUAGUUUCGUUUAAGGAAUUAAAAGUGGAUGAUAUUCCUUUCCAAUACACAAAAAUUGUGUUUGCAUAAAUGGAGUUUGUUUAUUAUAGCUCAUUACACUCAUUACACUGAAAAACGAGGCUUUAAGAGUAAAAACAAUUGUCCUUCCCUCAUAUUGAUAAUAAUCAUUGGCCGUUCACCAGGGCUGCAUUGAAGGUGAUGUCAGAAUUUAAAUAUUUAUGGAAAUCGGUUGCUAUAAAUUUGCCAUUUAUGGCAGAUAUCACAAAUAAGUGUUUGAUAAAACUAUUAAACGGCAAUUAGCCACAUCUAAUUAGAAACUCUUGUAUCAAUCAAUAUCUGAGUAGAUAAUAAAUUACUUGAAAAGAAAUGAGCCACAUUUAGCAAAGGAUUUCAUUAUCAUUUAGAGUCCAAUAACUAAGCAGCAUUUGGAAUUUCGCACUCUGGAGGGAGUUUAUCUGAUGAGUGGCUAAAGCUCUUUGUAAAAAACCAUUUUAUUAUAAAAAAAAUUUUAAGUUUUACAUAUUUACUUACAUAUUUAUUCAAUCGAAAAAAAAAAACAAACAAAUCACAUAUAUACAAUAUAACUAUCAGUUUUUCGCCAGUGAGGAUACAUAAAUUUGUAUGGACGCAUGUUGCUAUAAAGCAGCAGCAAUACUUGCGCGAGCGGAGAUUGCAUUUCACACAGAUGCAUGAAUUAGUAUGGACACAAGUUGCAAUAAAGCUGCAGCGAUAAUUGCGCGAGCGGAGAUUUCAUUUCACAACUAAAUCAAAUCCGCAAAACGUGCGUCGCAAUAAUUUUUAGCCGGCGGAAAAAGGCUAGUGAAGAAAGAAACUUAAAAAUUUUCAUUAAUAACCGUCCACAAGAUGAUGGAAAUUCUUAAUGACGAUUGUCAACUGCUUAUUAUAAGCUAUUUGGACCUGAUAUCACAAUUCCGGUUGUGGGUGGCAUCAAAGAACUUUGCUCCGCAAAUUUAUAAUAAUUUGUGCUACGCCUGGCAGAGACAACCAUGUCAUAAGUUAAGUCAUUACAUGAUUGAGGAGUUUGCAACACAUGGCAUACAGAGCGAGUUGGAUUUCAUUGCCAUCAUCAGUCCAACUGUGAGAGAUCUGAGAUUACGCGUCGUUUAUCUAAGGAAUUUGGAGCGCUGGCGGGGCCUAAGUUUUCCGUUAAUGGAAACGCUGCAUUUCACACUGAAAGAAAACGGCACCACCAAACAUGACAGGGCACUAGAGCUUAUAGUCGAACUCUUUCCAAGGCUGAGAUCAUUCAAGUCGGCAGCGUCCAUCAAUGGCCAAAUAAUUGAAAAAUUGACAAUGUUGCAAUCCUUAGACUUAAUGAAAAGUGUGCCAAUUAAUGUCGGUGUAUCCGUGACUAAGUUCCAGCAGCUCGAACACCUUAAGCUUAAUGAGCACUUUUUAUCAAACAAUCCCACUGGGAGCAUCAUGAGUUUACCGAAGCUUCGCUCGCUGUGCUUUAGGCCCAAAUGGCCGCAAUAUGAAAAUAUUCUGAAAGAGAUAGUUGAGCUACGAGGGCAAGACAUAAUUCACAUUGCUUUCUGUUCAGAAUGGGGUGAGCUGCUUGGACACCUGAAACAGCUUAAGAACUUGCGGCAGUUGACCUUCUACGAUAGCGACGAGGCGAAUGCAUUUAAUUCUCUGAUUUCUAGCUUACCAGUAUUGGAGCAAUUGAAUCUGAUCACAUCAGAUGCAUUUUUACCCAAUGAGAUUGAGCUCUGGCGAAUUGUCGCUACGUGCAGCUCGCUUAAAAUAUUGAAUAUAUCGCAAAUACCGAUUGACUAUAAGUUUUUUGACCUAAGAAAUAGUGCCAUGAACAGGGCGUUAAGAAACCGUUCGCAGCCUCUGACAUUGCAUUGUUGUAGAAGUGGCGAAUUUGAGCAUCUGAUUGCUGAAAAUUUCAGGCAUCCGAAUUUGAUUCUUUCCUUCAAGGAUUUCAAAUUAGAUAAUAUUCCUUAUUACUGUACCAAAGUCUACUUUGCUUAAUCAAUUGACAAUUAUUUAAUAAUUAUAUGUUGUAUAAAAGAAAACCAAAUGUAAUAAAUGAAUCUUAUUAAUAAA